This is a messenger RNA of Chondrus crispus (carragheen), 426 nucleotides long. RefSeq lists its product as hypothetical. Bases 1 to 426 code for a protein of 141 amino acids. Lineage: Eukaryota; Rhodophyta; Florideophyceae; Gigartinales; Gigartinaceae. The transcript has a single exon. The record is from RefSeq and is a predicted model, not a curated record.
AUGGACGCCCCUAUCGCUUCAUCUGCGCAGAGUCCAUCAAUGGAUCAAAGCGCGACAGGAUCUGCCACAGAUGCCGCCGAAGCAACUGCGAAAGAUAGACAAGUAGAAGCUUCUAAAAAGCGGUCCUCUCUAAACGGCCCCCCUCAGCCUGUCAAGAAGACGAAACACAUCGCCCUUUCGACUGAGAGCCUUCUAUCCUUGUGGCAAGCUACAACAUGCGCUUCAGCGAGUAUUCGCGCAGGCGCACGUGAUCCGUCGGGCGGCACAACGAUGUACCAGACUUGCGUUUGUUGCGGGCAGGUACCUUGCGUGAGGUCAGUCCGCAAAACUCGUGGUGGGAUUUUUCAAACUUGGGUUUAUUUUACGUUCAGCGAGUUUGUGGGUAAAAGGAAAAAAAACAACGCGUUAUUUUACGGACAACGUUAA